GCCCUUCCUUCACCGCCUUUGCCAAGACGUGAUGCCGCCCGGUCCUGCCCGACACCUGCAAACCGCGCAGCGGAGGGCAAGGCCAGAGGGGGAGUCGCGCCGCCGUGGCCGUGCCCCGUCCCCAGCUCCGCUCCCCUCAGCUGCCCCGCGGCUCCCCCCGGGCGACAGCGGCGGCAGGGCCACGCAGCCGCCCCGCGCCCUCCUCCGCGGCCUCCCCGGCAGAGGAAAUCGGCCAGGGCAGCGGGGUGCGGGGCUCGGCCGGGGCGGUGCGGCGCGGCGCGGACAGGCGGCCGCUCCCCUUCCCGCGCCGUCCCGCUGGCCGCAGGACGAGGCGGGAAAGAGGGACGGACCCCUGAAGAGGAGAGGGACGAGGAGGAGGAGAAGGACAGCCCGCCCCCGCCCUCAAUAAUGUGGCUGAACCGGCAAUAUCUUGUGAAAUUAACAGGGCUUCUGUUGGCAUCGUUGGCUGCUUGGUACGUGGGAUACAUAUUUGCUGUUCUUGUACCCGAAGACACAAUAGCAGCAUCUAUUGCUAAUCUUCAAGACAUUGGAAAAAAAACAGUGCUGAGGGCCCCAGUACCAAAAAGGCAAAAGUGUGAUCACUGGUCUCCCUGCUCACCUGGGAACUACGCCUAUCGAAUUCUUAGUGGUGGUGGCAAAGGAAAGCUGGCUAAAAUUUGUUUUGAGGAUGAGCUGCUUAUAAGCGAAGAGAAGGGUAAUGUUGGAAGAGGUAUAAACAUUGCCAUUGUGAAUUAUAAAACAGGAAAAUUUACAUCGGCAAAAUUUUUUGACAUGUGGGAAGGAGACCACUCAGGAGAGAUGAUGACUUUCAUUAAAAAUGCACCAGAAGGGUCCCUCCUUUUGAUGGUGACUCAUGAUGAUGGAAAUGCCCGGUUAAAAAAUGAUGCCAAAAAAUUAGUAGAAGAGCUGGGAAGUAAAGAAAUAUGGAAUAUGAAGUUCAGGUCAAGCUGGGCUUUUAUAGCUGCCAAAGGCUUCAAGCUGCCAGAUGAUAUACAGAAAGAAAAGAUAAACCACUCUGACAAAAAGAAGAACAGAUACGGUGACUGGCCAGCUGAGAUCCAAAUAGAAGGCUGUAUCCCAAGAAACCUGAUCUGAACAAAUCCAUACCUUAUUAAUAAAGAUGAUUCUAUAUUUUUAUAUCUAUUUUAUACUCUAGUAAAUUGCCUCCAGAAUCCAAUAAGGAUCUCAACACUAGUUGUAAAAUAAGUCAUAUGCGCAGUUUUUAACCUUUCUUUCCUAUGGGAGGUUUUACUCUAAUACGAAAUCAAGUGGGUAUUUUAAUGACAAGUGGAAAUAAAAUAAUCUGGUUUGAAAUUACAAUGCUCAGGAAGUUAGUUAUAAAAUACCAGGAUUUUUGAAAGUGACUAUACAUUGUAAUCAGUAAUUUUAGGGUUUUGGUUGGUUGGUUUGUUUUUAGUAUGUAUUUUCUUUUGGUUCCUUUAAAUAUGCAAAUAGAACUUAGUCUAAAUUGUAAUACAAAAUCACUAGCAAUAAAGCAAAUUAUUUUGAUGUUA
Molecule: messenger RNA, 1535 nt
Organism: Tyto alba (common barn owl)
Lineage: Eukaryota; Metazoa; Chordata; Aves; Strigiformes; Tytonidae
Gene: FAM3B
Product: FAM3 metabolism regulating signaling molecule B
Exons: 8
Coding region: 409-1116 (235 amino acids)
Source: RefSeq, a predicted model, not a curated record